Eurytemora carolleeae is the source of this 1035-nucleotide messenger RNA. RefSeq lists its product as uncharacterized. The transcript is spliced from 3 exons. The coding region runs from base 547 to 1035 and encodes 162 amino acids. Lineage: Eukaryota; Metazoa; Arthropoda; Copepoda; Calanoida; Temoridae. The record is from RefSeq and is a predicted model, not a curated record.
GAGAGACGGAUUCAGGGUCUUUUCGGUCUAAAAACGACUCUUUUAUUAGUACUAAAACAGAGUCGGGCCUGCGCCCGUUUUUGGGGUCGUGUGGGUCGUUUUCAGACUCUAAAACAGGGUCGUUUGUUCUAUGCGGGCAUCGUGUUUUUUUAUACUGAACGAACGAUUUUUUCAAACAGACUAUUUAAAAACGAUUUUUGAACGAACCAUUUUAAUUAACUAAGGAUUUUACUGAACGAUCGUUCAGUAAGAAAACGAACAAAAAAGGUGGAAACUGAACGGUUUCGCUGAACGAACGGUUUUACUGCACGAUCUCCAAUUAAGAAAACGAACGAAAUAGAUGGUAAAUUUUGAGAUUAUGGGGUCUGAGACUCCCAACGAAUCUACAUUCUAUAAUUAUAUAACACUUUUACCUAAAAGUUUGUGUAAGACGACAUUUAUAAGAUAUUUCUAUUUUUAGGUUCUGAGGGUAAAGAUUGGUCGGGAGUAUGCGACGAGAGUAUAUGUGGAGAAGGAUGCCGGGCUGCCUGUACAUAUUCAGACAGGAUGAAAACCGGUUCUAGUGUACAUACGGUACAUAACACAUUGAUUACAGAACACAACACGGCAUCUCUUAUGUUAACAGGUUGCAAUUUGUUCUGGGUUCCUCUGUCACCUGAUACCCGGAGUAAGAGCAAGGUUCAGGUUCUCCUUGGUCAGGAUCAGAGUAGGAGAUGGUAUGAGCUAAAUCAAACCAUCUCAACCUCCUUCCAGCUUAGCCUGGACACACUCCAGAAGAUGGAUAAAAUCCGUGUUCUGUCCGUGAGUAGCACACUGGAGGUGGAGAGUGCUGAACUGAUGGUUCCUGAGAUCCAAUCCUGUCGAUCUUUGUCGGAGAAACCUGGAUCCUGGAACCCGGAGCUGAGAAGUAUCCAACCCGUCCCAAGUUGGUUCAAAGCUGAAGUCGGCUGGACGGAUAUUCAGUCUCCGACAUCUUAUCCUGCUAAAUAUAUCGUUAGGAAACUUAAUCAAACCUUUAAACAUUUUGAAAAUUGA